GCAUCAGCUUGCGUGCUGCAGCAAGUGGUGUGUACGUGUGUACGCAGGACAAACAGCAUCGGUACACUGGUCAAUCACAGAAAGGUAGACACAGAUGAGUAACUGGUGCGGGUGGUGGGUCGGGUAGAGGGGGUUGCCAAACCUCCUACGCUAGUGUUACUUUGACAAACUGAUCUCAACCGCCAGCGCGAGGUGUCAGUCGGUCGUCUACCGAGAGGACGGGAGCUCUCCAAGCUUGACGGCCCGUCAGUCCGCCGUCGCCGCCUGUGAUGGGAGUAGCGGCGGCUGGCAGACGACAGCGUGUGGGAGAGGAUGGGGGAGGUGAAGAGCCCUGCCAGAGGGGGGGUUGGGGCCCCGGUGGUAGCUUGGGUGGGUCGGCGCCUGUCGGCCCAACUGUCUGCCCGUCUGUCUGGCCGUCUGGCCGCCAGCUCGCCGUGGCGCCCUCUAACGGGCUGUUUAUCUGCCCCGACUGGCGCCGAGCUCUUCGCGCUUGCCUCUCAAUACUUCGAUUUUCCACAAACCCCCAAACCCACACCCAGGCCUUCCUGCCUUCCUUCUCUCAGGCUGCGGUUGCCGCGCAGGCGUUCAAACCCAACGUAGGAGGCAGAACACAGAAGGUCUGUGGCCAUCUCCAUCGUCUGAUGUGACGGGAAGCCAGUGGUGGUGGCACUGACACACCGACCUGUUCGCUGGAAACAAUGGAAAGUCCUCGAGCCUCCCUUCGCUGGAUGUCGGAACUGCUCGUACGACAGUGACAGGUGUCGCAGGUAACGGGUACCGACUGCUGCAGGUGCGUGGAAGUGACGUGAACCAAUCUGUAUAGCACACGGUUCAAAAAUUUGCUCCAGAGCCGGCUGCGUCGUCUUCGACAAUCGGCUGACAUGGGGGACAAUGCCACCAGCGAAAACAGCCGCAUAGACUGGGAUGUCGGCGACGAGGACUUGAACCCGGCUGUUGCUAUUGCUGAUAAUGAUGACGACGAAGAGAAUGCGACGCGCUUGAAGGGUCAGCACACGAGAGCUAAGCAUGCGUGCGAUGCUGAAGACGAUGUCAACGCUCCAGAUGACGACGGGGUCAUCUGUAAAAGUUCUCAAUGUGCCUCAUCACAGUCGCGCUCCAAACAAGAUGCGCCCUCUUCGCGAUGUAGAAAGCCCAUGCCUGUAAGCCCUGGGCCUCAGCAGUGUGUGUCUCCCUCAGACAGUGAAAUCUCGCGCAUACGUGCCCGCCUAGGCGGCGACACUUCCGGUUUGGAGGAAGACGAAGAAGUAGACAAGAGCAGGUUGAUGCAGUACGCGGAGGUUUUGUACAAGUGCGCCCUCUGUACGACCUUGCCCUGCAUCCUGACCUCCAAGGCCAGCUUCUUGUCGCACGUCGAAGAACAGCACUUAAACAGUCCGCAGCAUGGAGAGCACGCGCCCAAGUGCUCUCAUUGUGAUCUGCAUUUCGCCACGACCUCUGACCUCACGGAGCAUGUAGCCUGCGCACAUCACGACAGUUCUACGGACAACGAUGACAGUGACGAUUCGUGCGACUCUAAAUUACGCGAAAAGCUAGUCUACUCAGAGAAAACGGAGGCAGAGUUUCACAAACAAUUGUCAUUGAAAAUGGAAAUCGAUGAGCGCGAGGUCGACGAGAACAGUGACAGUGACGAGGGAGGGGAAGCCUUCCUGAGAAGAAAAUCGUCGCUGUCGCGUUCUGAAGCCAAGACACCAGCCAGUGACAGCCUGUAUCGCCUUCAGAAGUUGGCGGAACAGAUUUUACAGUCACAGGUGAGCAAGAUGGAAAUGCCGAGUGGUUUCGCUCUGGAAGGGACGGUGACCCUACACCCCAGCUUCACACCCGAGUUCGGUCGCUACACCAAGCUGGUGCGGGAAGGGGGCAACAUCGUCUACUUCUGUCAAGUGUGCAAUGUCAAGUGCCAGGUCAAGGCUGCAUUUCACGUGCACUGCAACGGCAUCCACCACCACAACAAGGUGCGCAUCGCCGAUAAGAACAGCAAAGACAGCGCGGUCAGCGACAACGGUUGUAACCACAAAGCCAGCAGCUUGUUAACUAGGUCGAAAGAGGCAACUGCACCACCUAACCAGGUCGUGUCAAGGGGCACGCUACUGAAGGUGCCUCUGGUUCCCCACUGUUCUGAGCGUGUGACCUCUGCCAUGGACACGGCCUUGACCUUUCUGCCCUGUAACGCGUCCAUGAGGGGGGAGUCAGAGAGCAUCAGCACUGCUUUACGUCACGAUGAGAUAAAAUCUGCAGCGCCACCUACCAGGGACGUCACCGCGGUGCGUGCCACCAGCGACUCCAGCGACAGCGACGGCAGCACUAUCGGAGCAGACCACAAAUCCGCCAUGUCGCCUGACCGCGGGUCGCUGGGUCAUCUCCAUGGCAACCAUCGUAAGAGACGGAAGCCGUAUGCUCCGAAGGCAGUGCGUGGCGAGCGAUGGCGGAGUCUCCCCGCGGAUACCAGAAGCUGUGCUUCACCAGAAAGUCUUCAUUCCAUCCAGCUUGUUAAAGAUACCGUUACUGCUAGCAGCGAUAAAGAAAACUCUGGAAAUUCCCCACGUAAAGUUGCAUCAUCUCCACCUAGGGGUCCUCAAGUACAUUCACCCAUAUCUAUCAUUCACCGCGACUCCGUUGUGACAGACGACAGCCACGAGGUGCAAAAGCGCGUGAAACUUGAAUAUAGCGAUGAAAACGUUCUUCUGUCGGAUAAUAUUAAAACAUCGCCCAAGAUUGUUGAACGCUCGCAUCAUGUUCACAGUUCGGAUGACGAAGAUCCACUGGACAGCGCUAAGGCUGCCGUCCGGAAGCGGAAGUUACUCGACAGUGAGACCGAGAUCACAAAUGAGGCUGAAGAGUGUGGCGAGCAUGCGCAGUCAAAGCACACUAUCUACCCAUGUCCUCUGUGCGGUUUUCAUGCGGACAACUCCCAGCUGCAGGAAAAGCACUUCCUGUUGGUGCACAAUGUCAACAUAGGAAGUGACGUCAGCUUGUCGGACAGCUUUGGUGGACAGAACAACGAAGGCUGGAAAGUAAUGAAAAUUCGAGAAGUUCUUUCUGGGUUGAUAGAAGAAAGUGCGCGGGGCAGUGUAUCGCGGGACCUGCUGCUUCAGAGGGUCAGUCUCUUGUUGGACUGUCCUCAGGCGGUCACGUGGGGUCCGGCCUGCAACCGCGCAGUCCGCGAGGAGCAUCCCCACAGCGUGGCACAGCGCAAGGGCAAGUUCAAGAAGACCUACUUCUUCGGCGUGAGUCUCAUUCAGCGUAGAGGGGAAGAAGAUGACGAGGAGGAUGUGGAGGAGUUUGAAAGCCUGACCUCUCGACCUCUACGCGAUAUGACACAGGACCUGGAGCAAAUCCUUGAAAACUUGCCAAGUUUGCUGCGUUGGACAGGGCAUGUGCAGAAAGGGGUGUCACGUGACGAAGUGCUGCGCGCGCUGGCGGAACUGGUUGGCGAGACGGAAGUGCAGCACUGGGGCGUGCAGUGCAACAGAGCAGUGCGCAUGCUGUUCCCUCACGUGGAAAUGAAACGCAAGGGCAAAUACAAAACUACAGUCUACUUUGGAGUGGGCUUUACCAGCGACAGACAAGCCUCGGAUAAGGUCAGAGACACCACCUCCCCACCCCCUUCCGACCAGUCGGAGCGCACUUGGACCAGUCCCUCGGGCUUGUCGGCCAUUCCAUCUCACGCCUGGGCUGCGUAUCUCCUCAGUUUCGGCCACAAACUCCAUUGAAAUCACCUACAACACCUGCGACCAGCCACAUGCCCUGACGACUAGAUGCCCACCAGUUGUUCCCUUGGUUUUGGGGUCAAAUCCUUUUUAGCGCCGCCCGGUGCAAGCAGAAACUGCCUAAUGUUGAUCUCAUGCUCCCCAGUAUUGCCCGCUACUCAUCCAGCGCCCACAUCAACGUUUUGUUGUGGUCUUUAGAGCUUGCUGUACAUGGCUGAGCACCUCCACUCAUUUUGCCAUUGCGCCUGGUGCUGUUAGCGAACCAAAAUCUUGGCACCAAGGCUAUGCCUUCUCCAGCGAUGGGAUUCAUGAAAUGUGAACAUGCAACUGAAUGUAGUCUUCAAGUUCAGUACGCUGGAUUUCAAGAGGGUUGUGUGCGAUUAUUACCCUGUGAGCAGUGGUGAAAAAUCAUCAAGUCCACCAUAGCCAAAUGGGAAAGGGACUCGAGAGUUUGUGGUUACCUACGAACAACUGUAUUAUACCGUUAAGUGUUGUGCUAUUUCCUAUUAAUCCAUGCAAUUUAUUGUAAAACUGAUCUUCUAGCCUCAAUGUGUGCCUGCAAUCAGUUCUCAACAGUAAAAUUGGUUAUUUCUGUUGAUUUACAGAACUGGAAAUAUGUUUGGCACAUCUUUAAUCAACAGAUUUGCUCAAGAUUGAACACGAUGUCAGCAGGAGACUAGACAUUCUGAAAUUUAAGGUGUUAACGUGACAGUUUAUUAAAGGAUUUGAAGUGUGCUGUGUUGUGCUUUUUGACUUAUGCUGUAACUAGAAUACACAUGAAACCUGUGGCUAGCCCCCCUUUAGCUUGCAUGGAGGGGAAAGAAUUUAAAUCACUCAUCAGGCAGUACUGGGGCCAGUUCCAUAUUUUGAAAAAAGGAUAGUUUAUAACAAAAUUGUUCCUAGAUGCACGAGUGUUUUAAAGUUGUUUGUGUUUAAAAUUUUAAACAGCUCGGACGUGUUCUAAUUAGACUAAAACGGUGACCAAGUAACAAUCAUUGGAAAAGCUGCAUAUAAGCAAACAAGAUCAUGUGGAAGACAACUUGUUUUGAACACACCGAUGUCACCAGAAAUAUUAAAGAUUGCAAUGACUCCUGACAAGAGCAAAGUCUGCACUUAAAAAAAUCCAUGAUUAUUUUAUCACAGCCUUGUUUUAGCUUUUUCAUUCGCAAACUAUAUUUCAACACGUGAUAUGUUUACAUACUGCUGAGUUCAUAUCACACAGUGGUCAUGCAUGCAACUUACCAUUUCUAACUCGAUUCAAGGCCUAAAAGUGUUAAAAGUAUUGCGCAACUGGCCCUCUUGCAUCCUCUAAUAAUUUGGUGAUGAAAACUAAACAAAGGCCCACACCAGUCAAUUUUUACAAUCCUUUCACAGUCGACACAACAUGGUUCUGUACUAUUUUCUCACCAAGAAACUCACACCAACAACUAACAAUGCAAAGUAGCUCUUUAAUUGGGGAGGUGGGAAACUCAUGAAAUAACCACAGCUUUUUUGCUUUUUUACCUUAAAAGGACUGUACUAAAAGUAAUUCUGCAGGCAAGUAAGCUGAACUUUUCAGCCUCUACCCUUUUCUACAAAUAUGUCACACUUUUUGCUGGGAAAGAGGAAAAAAAAAAAA
Molecule: messenger RNA, 5346 nt
Organism: Pomacea canaliculata
Lineage: Eukaryota; Metazoa; Mollusca; Gastropoda; Architaenioglossa; Ampullariidae
Exons: 7
Coding region: 882-3731 (949 amino acids)
Source: RefSeq, a predicted model, not a curated record